Messenger RNA from Baudoinia panamericana UAMH 10762, 2289 nucleotides. RefSeq lists its product as uncharacterized. The transcript has a single exon. Gene Ontology annotation, molecular function: uroporphyrin-III C-methyltransferase activity. The record is from RefSeq and is a predicted model, not a curated record. The coding region runs from base 245 to 1972 and encodes 575 amino acids. NCBI's taxonomy places the organism in Eukaryota, Fungi, Ascomycota, Dothideomycetes, Mycosphaerellales, Teratosphaeriaceae. Gene Ontology annotation, biological process: siroheme biosynthetic process; sulfate assimilation.
CCGCCCGCUUCUCUAGGUUUAGCUCAUGCCAAGUCUUGAGAUCGCCACAUCGGCGAAUGAACGCUUCGCAACUUUAUCAGCGGCAAAGCAGAAACAUUUGGUUGACGGGUGUAUCACUCGUCGUAUGCCCGCUACGCAGGCAUCGUCGACUGACCACUGGAAGUAUCGAUAAUGGACGCCGCUCUUGAGCGCUGUCAUCGUUGAACUCCACUCAAUCCUUACGAAUAACACGCUGGCUUCCAACAUGGCCCCAGCCUUGCUCACGGCCUUGGACUCCACCUCUCACGUCCACAUUAUUGUUGGCUCGAACCCACUCGCAGGCGCACGAUGUAGCAGAUCGAUUGAGGUCGGUGCAACGCCUAUUGUCAUCGCCCCAAAUACUGGCAACGUUCAUUACGGACUUGCGAAGCGCAUCGAAGAGCAUGGCAUACGGUGGCUGCAGCGCGACUUUGCAGAUGACGACCUCAAGACGCUAGGUCGUGAAGAAGUUGAACACGUCGUCGACGCUGUCUUUGUUACAUCUGGCGCGAGGAGCGCACUGGCACAGCGCAUCUCUACCUUAUGCAGAAGGCUGCGAAUCCCGGUCAAUGUGGCGGAUGCUCCAAACUUGUGUACCUUCACGUUACUCUCAACACAUAAUGCUGGGCCACUUCAGGUUGGCGUUACCACCUCAGGGAAGGGGUGCAAACUUGCUUCUCGCAUCAAGCGCGAGAUUGCGGCUACUCUGCCAGUCGGCCUCGGAGACGCAGUGGAAAGACUUGGAACGGUGAGAAGGCGGAUAUGGGAGCAGGACCAUGCCGCUGAGGCAGCGACGGAGUUAGAAGCGGAAGACGAGGAGACGGGGCAGAGUGCAGCCUUCAACAAGCUAGUCACUCCGACCGAUGCGGAGGCGGCCCGAGCACGACGUAUGAGGUGGCUGGCACAGAUCUGUGAGUAUUGGCCACUAAGGAGGCUGGCAGCUAUCACGGACGGCGACGUCGACGCUAUCCUAAAGGCGUACAGCCAGGAGAGCACCGGAAUCACCUCGGUUGAUGCGAAGCCAUUGCUCAACCCGGCCACAUUGGAUGCAAGGCGGAGCUGCGGAAGGAUCAUCUUGGCAGGCUCAGGUCCAGGCCAUCCUGAUCUCCUUACUACAGCAACGCUGAAGGCUAUUCGAAGCGCAGACCUUAUAUUGGCAGACAAGCUGGUGCCAGCACCUGUCCUGGAGCUUGUCCCUCGCCGGACGCCUGUACAGAUUGCCCGCAAAUUUCCUGGAAACGCAGAUGCAGCGCAAGAUGAACUCCACCGCAUAGGGCUGGAGGCUAUGAAAGAAGGAAAGACUGUUCUGCGGCUUAAGCAAGGCGACCCAUACCUAUACGGGCGUGGAGCGGAAGAAGUGGAGUACUUCCGCAAUCAUGGUUACGAAGCAACAGUAUUGCCAGGCAUCACAAGCUCGCUCAGUGCUCCUCUCUUCGCCAAGAUUCCAGCCACACAUCGAAGUGUCAGCGACCAGAUCCUCAUCUGCACAGGCACGGGCCGAAAAGGCGCCGCACCGGAUCCACCAGCAUUUCUUCCCAACCAGACUGUCGUCUUUCUCAUGGCUUUGCAUCGGCUGAAAGAGCUCGUUUCGAGCUUGACCGAGCGCAAAAGCGAUCCAUAUCCAUCCAGCACGCCUUGUGCAGUAAUCGAGCGAGCUUCGUGCCCUGACCAGCGCAUUAUACGAACAACGCUGGAGCACGUAAAUGCAGCAGUCGACGAGGAAGGCAGCAGACCUCCAGGCCUGCUAGUCGUGGGAGCUGUCUGCGAGGUGCUGCAAAAAGCACCGCAGAAGUGGGUGGUCGAAGAUGGGUUUCAGGGGCUCGACGUGCUCAAUGACCUCAGUGAAGGUGCGAACGGUCUGGAUGUUCUGAGAGACUCCCUCGUAACGCCGGGACUCGAGGAAAGUGCCGACCCGAUUGGACAUAGUAGAAGUGCUGUUGCUGUAACCGUGUGAACAUAGCUCCGCGCUUUACACAAUGCUCACGACAUAGCGAUUGCCAUCCGAACCAAAAGACGCGCUGCCUUGUCAUUAUCUUUAAAUUCAACCUGGACGGGCUGUCAGUCUCAACGAGCGUGAUUGGCGCUUUCGUCUUCGCCACUAUUACAGUGUAGCAUAAUCACUCAAUCGUUGAGAUUACGGAGCGUCAUGGUGGGAUGACAAGCUCAGCGUGCGCUGCACUCUGGAUUGGGUCACUGCGACCACUCGACAGAUCGACCGGAGUUGCACGUACACAGCGAUUGGUGGGUUCUGUCAACAACUAGCUGAGGUCA